Messenger RNA from Strigops habroptila (Kakapo), 759 nucleotides. RefSeq names its product small EDRK-rich factor 1-like. The transcript is spliced from 3 exons. Bases 168 to 356 code for a protein of 62 amino acids. The record is from RefSeq and is a predicted model, not a curated record. Lineage: Eukaryota; Metazoa; Chordata; Aves; Psittaciformes; Psittacidae.
CCAAGCCGCAGGGCGGUGAAUCGCCUCCCGCGCGCCGCGAUGACGUCGGGGAGCAGCGACGCUUUAUAAGGGGCGGCGGGCGGGUAGGCAGAAGGUUCUGGCAGUUGCGGCGGUGUGAGUGUGUGCCGGUCGGUGGUAGCGGCGCUGCGCGGCCCGAGCGUCUCGCGAUGACCCGUGGGAACCAGCGUGAACUUGCCCGCCAAAAGAACCUGAAGAAGACCCAGGAGAUCCAUAAAGGGAAAAGGAAAGAGGAUAGCUUGUCUGCUUCUCAGAGAAAACAGAGAGACUCUGAAAUCAUGCAGCAAAAACAAAAAGCAGCUAAUGAAAGGAAGUCUCUGCAGGCAGGAGCAAAAUGAGCUGCUUGGAGGGAGUGCACCAGUGAAGAGGAGGGCCUGGAAGAUCAUUCACAGAAGUGUCCAGCCAUUAAAUGAUUAAAAUCUCAUCUUGUGGAGUUGCUCAGCUACCAUUAGUUAGAGUAUUUUCUGGUUAGUGUAGGCUUAGUUCUCUGGAGUGCUCUUUGAAAAGUCACUACACUCUCUGCAUGCAUAUAAAUAGAAGUAACCAAGCAAUAGUACUUUACUCCAGCUUUUGCUGUGUUUGUUGGUCUCACUUACUGUUUCCAGUAACAAUGAACUUCUGUAUUUACAGUUAGACCAGAUUUUCUUGUCUUAAUUCUUGAAGUACAGCUUAACCUUACAGAGGUCGGACUGUAAAUUUCAUCCUAAAUUAUUUUUGCAAUAAAAUGUUGCAUGAAAUACU